AUGAACAUUGGUUUAGACGAGGCAUCGCAGCAGAUAGAACCGAGCUCCCUUGUGCCCCUGGUCAGCUGCUCCAAGGUGAUCCUGGUCGGUGACGACGUGCAGCUUCGACCGACAGUCAAGCAGACAGCGCUCGUCUUAGACUUUGACGUCUCGCUCACCGAAUGCAUCCUGCGUUGUACGACGGGCUCGGGCGCGACGGACCGUGGGCGAGCAGUUUUUAUCGACUGCGAGGCAAGGGAGGCGCUCAGGCAGGCUUCGAAGGAGAACAAGGGGCAAGCAGACCUUUGCGUCCACAUCUGCAAGCUCCUAACGACCAGUGUCCCUCCUCUAACUAACCACGGCGCGGCUCACUCCAUAGUCGUACUCAAGCCAUACUCUCGCCAAGUGGAGCUUCUCAACCGGAUGCUCUCCAGGAUACCGCAGAGCAUUGAGGUGUCCAGCGUCGACGGAUUCCAGAGGCGCGAGGCGGACGUGGUGGUUUUUGUGACGGUGCGGUGCAAUGAGCAUCGCAACAUCGGCUUCCUGACAGACAUGCGCCGGAUGAACGUGGCCCUGACCCGUGCGAGAACCACGCUCAUCGUGGUGGGAAACCGAGCUACACUGACGGAGGGGACGGCGGGUAGGAAAGCUCGGCGAUGUGGAAGCGGUUGCUGA
This is a messenger RNA of Emericellopsis cladophorae, 654 nucleotides long. RefSeq lists its product as uncharacterized. The record is from RefSeq and is a predicted model, not a curated record. NCBI's taxonomy places the organism in Eukaryota, Fungi, Ascomycota, Sordariomycetes, Hypocreales, Bionectriaceae. The transcript is spliced from 4 exons. Gene Ontology annotation, molecular function: helicase activity. The coding region runs from base 1 to 654 and encodes 217 amino acids.